GCUGAAGGUGAAACAGCUUACUAGGGACUCUGCCUCCGCAUGUGACCGCUGGGCGUCUACACCCUCCACCUCUGGUGUCUCUUCUCCACCCCUGGGUCUAACGAUUGGCGUGGAACCCGGGCACAGCCCGAGUCUCCCAGGCCCGUGGCCACGGCCCGCGAUGGCCCUGCUGGGCGCGAUCGCCUGCUGCCUGCUGCUCUCUUGGCACUGCCCUGCGGGCCUUGGCUUCCCGGGACCUGCUCCUGCUAUAGGACAGUUUUGGCAUGUGACUGACUUGCACUUAGACCCUACCUAUCACCUCACUGAUGACCACAGAAAAGUGUGUGCUUCUUCCAAAGGGGCAAACGCCUCCAAUCCUGGUCCUUUUGGAGAUAUUCUAUGUGAUUCUCCAUAUCAACUUAUCUUGUCAGCAUUUGAUUUUAUUAAAAAUUCAGGACAAAAAACAUCUUUUAUGAUAUGGACAGGGGAUAGCCCACCUCACGUUCCAGUACAUGAACUCUCAACAGACACAGUCAUAAACGUGAUUGCUAACAUGACAAACACUGUCCAAAGCCUCUUUCCAAAUCUGCAGGUUUUUCCUGCACUGGGUAAUCAUGACUACUGGCCACAGGAUCAACUUCCUAUAGCUACCAGCAAGGUGUACAAUGCAGUAGCAAAUCUCUGGAAACCAUGGUUGAAUGAAGAAGCUAUUGGUACUUUAAGAAAAGGUGGCUUUUAUUCACAGAAAGUGCAUCCUAAUAUGAACCUUAGGAUCAUCAGUUUAAACACAAAUUUGUACUACAGCCCAAAUAAUGUGACCCUGAAUAAGACUGACCCAGCAAAUCAGUUUGAAUGGCUAGAAAAUACACUGAACAUCUCUCAGCAAAAUAAAGAGAAGGUGUACAUUAUAGCACAUGUUCCCGUCGGGUACCUGCCCUAUGCGAACACCAUCACAGCCAUGAGAGAAUACUAUAAUGAGAAAUUGAUCAAUAUUUUUAGGAAAUACAGCAGUGUCAUUGCAGGACAAUUUUAUGGACACACCCACAGAGAUAGCAUUAUGGUUCUUUCAGAUAUAAAAGGAAAUCCAAUAAGUUCUUUGUUUGUGGCUCCUGCUGUUACCCCAGUGAAGAGUAUUAAAGAAAAACAGACCAAUAAUCCUGGAAUCAGACUAUUUCAGUAUGAUCCACAUGACUAUAAGCUAUUGGACAUGCUUCAGUAUUACUUGAACCUGACAGAUGCUAAUUUAAAGGAGAAUGCCACCUGGAAGCAGGAGUAUAAUCUGACCCAGGCUUAUGGCAUUGAAGAUUUGCAGCCAAAAAGUUUGUAUGAAUUAGCAAAACAAUUUGCAAGCUGGGACAGUAAGCAGUUUAUAAAGUACUACAACUACUUCUUCGUGAGUUAUGAUAACAGUGUGAUUUGCAGUGGGAUAUGUAAAGCCUUUCAGAUUUGUGCAAUUAUGAAUCUCGAUCAUACUUCUUAUAGAGAUUGCCUUAAACAAUAUUAUAUAAAGUAGGGUCCAUAGUCUUUAAAAAUUUGUGUUCAUAUAAAUGUUAAUCUUGCUCUGUUUCUGAGUUCAGUUUGUGGGAAUUGUUCUGUAAAUUUUUAUGAUGUAGAUAAUUUUUUAACAUUCUAAAUUUUAUUAUGUUGAAUAUAUGUAAACUACUUAUUAUGAGAGAGAUACUUGGAUAUAAAUGCCCUAUCUUCAAGUUAUAUAAUUAUAUCUAACUUAUACUCUUGUUGAAUUGUCAUUUAUACAAUAAAGCAAAAUUCUCCCCAAACAUGAUAAAUAAUUCUCAAUAUGAUUGAGAAUUUUCGGUCUCUCAGUUCACUCUUUUUAAAAUCUCAGGUGUAAAGGGAAGACUGAGGUGAUGAAAUGUGUAACGUGUAAAGUGAGGUAAAUGCUGUUUAUGUGUACUCUCCAUGACUGGGAAAACACCGGUGUCUCACUAGGUUCCUGAUAUGUCCUGAUAUGUUAAUUUGGAUUUUUAGCAUUUGAGCUAAAUUCUGUCUCCAAAGUACUGACUCAUCUACCUUGAGUGAUUCCUUCAUACAAUAAACUUUAUGGCAAAAUGA
Molecule: messenger RNA, 2052 nt
Organism: Erinaceus europaeus (western European hedgehog)
Lineage: Eukaryota; Metazoa; Chordata; Mammalia; Eulipotyphla; Erinaceidae
Gene: SMPDL3A
Product: sphingomyelin phosphodiesterase acid like 3A
Exons: 8
Coding region: 161-1492 (443 amino acids)
Biological process (GO): sphingomyelin catabolic process
Molecular function (GO): sphingomyelin phosphodiesterase activity
Source: RefSeq, a predicted model, not a curated record